AGCAUCAAGUAGUUGCAGAGGCAGUGCCGUUCAUCUAUCAUAAACCCAAGUUAGAAACAGUAAAAUGCCUUUAACUGCUACUAUGGCAUAUGUCCUCCUGAUACUGUCUAUACUGAACAUUAUUGUCGAUGUUAAUACAAUUAUAACCAAUACACGUUUCAAAACUAAAACUUCUACCGUACCGUCGGAAGAAAGUACAACUGAAUAUAUUUACUCUUGGUCUCGGACAAUAAUAAUAACGGAUACCACAAAAGCCGAAAAUAAUUCCCGCCUCGAUAUAUCCAACGACGAAGAAGUGACGCACAGUCCAUCAGAUUUCGAUGGUUUGACAUUUAUUCCUUCUUGGUAUACGCUUCCGGUCAAAAAUUACGUAUCUAAUAUGUCUACCACACUAUCGGAAGAAAAAAGCACUUAUGUAAACCCUUCGACGAUAAUGUUGACUACAACUGAUUCCGUUGAUAUCGAAAACGGUCCUUAUAAUAUGUCCAACAAGGAAGAAGUGACGCACAGUCCAUCAGACUUUGAUGGUUUGACAUUUAUUCCAUCUUGGUUUACGCUUCCGGUCAAAAAUGAAAUUAGCAAUACAUCUAGCACACCGUUAGAAAAGAAUAGCACUGAUAUUGAUUAUUCAACAAAAACAAUAUCGAAAUCAGAUUCGGUUGAAGUUGGUUACAAUGCUACUCUCAUUGCGCCCAAAAACAUAGAAGUGGUGCAUAAUUUAUCAGCCGUCAGUGAUUCGAAUAUUAAUUCUCCUCUGUACACACAUAUUGUCAAAACACACAUAAACAACACUUUUGAUAAAUCAUUAACAAAAAGCAAUGUUCGUGUAUAUCCUUCUGAGGUUAUUUUGACGACCACAACCGAUUCUACUGAUACCGAAAAACUUCCUUAUAAUAUUUCAAACUAUAAAGAUGUAUGCGGGAGGCAACUUAUGCCAAUGGCUAGAAUAGUUGGAGGCGAUAAAGUUUCUUUUGGUGAGUGGCCGUGGCAGAUUUCAUUAAGACAUAAAAAACAGUUUAUACACAAAUGCGGAGCGGUAUUAUUCAAUGAAAACUGGGCUAUAACUACUGCUCAUUGUGUUAAAAACGUUCCAGUGACUGAUUUACACCUUGUACUUGGCAAAUACGAUUUUUCAGUAAAAGAUGAACCUUACAUAUCUAGGACAUUGCAGACAGUAAUUAUACAUCCAAAGUUUAAACCAAAUAAAAUGAAUUACGACUUGGCACUGUUACAAUUUGACAAACCUGUCAAAUUUCAACCGAACAUUUUACCAGUUUGCAUUCCAGAAGACGACUUAAAUUUUGUAGGAUUUUCUGCUCAUGUCACUGGUUGGGGAUCUUUGUACUAUGGCGGACAUUAUCCUACCAUUUUACAAGAAGUAACAGUUCCAGUGCUCAGUAAUUCCGUUUGUGAAACUAUGUUCCGUACGGCUGGAUACAUAAAGAAAAUACCGGACACAUUUAUUUGUGCGGGUACGAAAAAUGGAGGUUUCGACGCGUGCAAAGGCGACUCGGGUGGGCCCAUGGUUGUACAGAGACCCGACAAACGCUGGGUAGUAGCGGGUAUCAUAUCGUGGGGCAUGCGAUGUGCCGAGCCAAAUAGUCCUGGAGUGUACAUGAGAGUCUCAAAGUUCAAAGACUGGAUCAAUCAAAUAAUAUUACAAUCUUAAUAGACAAGUCGAACCCAACACGUUCGACGUUCAUAAAAUUUAGUAGAUCUGUUAUCAGUUGAACAACAGCUUUUACCAUUUUUAUUUUUAAGUUCUACCUAACACAUUGUUUUUCAUUUUAUAUCCAACAAUUAUAUAAAUAUUAUUUAUAACAUAUAUGUAGUAGUCAGUAGAAGAUUUAGGAUAUGUAAAAGUGGUCUUAAUUACUUAAGUUAGGUACCUAUCUACUUUUAAAAUAGGAUUUUUAAAUUAACAUAAUUUAUACUUGUAUUGAAUUUCUAACAAAUAUAAAUAUAAAUAUAAAUUUCAAAUUUAAAUAUAUCUAUAAAUUUAACCACGUUUCAAAAUUACUUAAAAUU
Rhopalosiphum padi (bird cherry-oat aphid) is the source of this 2028-nucleotide messenger RNA. RefSeq names its product serine proteinase stubble-like. Gene Ontology annotation, biological process: proteolysis. The transcript has 11 exons. Gene Ontology annotation, molecular function: serine-type endopeptidase activity. The record is from RefSeq and is a predicted model, not a curated record. NCBI's taxonomy places the organism in Eukaryota, Metazoa, Arthropoda, Insecta, Hemiptera, Aphididae. Bases 65 to 1669 code for a protein of 534 amino acids.